Messenger RNA from Mangifera indica (mango), 1920 nucleotides. RefSeq names its product altered inheritance rate of mitochondria protein 25-like. Lineage: Eukaryota; Viridiplantae; Streptophyta; Magnoliopsida; Sapindales; Anacardiaceae. Gene Ontology annotation, biological process: plasma membrane phospholipid scrambling. Gene Ontology annotation, cellular component: plasma membrane. The transcript has 12 exons. Gene Ontology annotation, molecular function: phospholipid scramblase activity. The record is from RefSeq and is a predicted model, not a curated record. The coding region runs from base 263 to 1492 and encodes 409 amino acids.
AAAAGUGUUUUUAAGCCGAACAUUGGAUAGGAAAAUAUCAGUUCCUCGUUUUAGUUCGACUGAAUCGACGUAGAAGUCUUCGAACCUCAGGGUCCAAUUAAUCAGGCAUGGAUAGGUAGCGAAUACCUAACGACCAGGUGUCUUUCAAAUCAGAAACACUGUCUCUUUCUUUCAAGCUCGGAUACAACACGGGAAUAAGGAAAAAGGAAAAGGAAAGUGAGAGAAGAACCCAGAAAGAGACUGCUCGCUGGUCAACUGGGCAAUGGGGUUUCGUUCUUUUUCCAAAAUUUCUAAAACUGUUGAGAAAGUUUCUGCAUUUUUGAGUAAUGUAAAUAGACAGCAAAAGGGUAUUUGGAAUUCUGCAAAAAUUGGAGUCCUUGACGGGGGAUGCUUGGAAGCAAGAUUUUUGGGGCAGAAGGAGGGUUUUAGGGCAACUGGGUUCACUGAUUCAACUGUGCAAGGAAAUGUUUUAGGGAGAUUUAAGGGAAAUUCUGUGCAGUUAAAACGAUUCUUUGGAAGCAGUGCAGGUAAUGUUGCUCAGUUGGAUAGAGAUUUUCUUGCGCAGUUAUGGAUUGCCGAUAGGAAAUUGGAAAAGUCUAGAGAUAAAAGAAGAAGAAAAGUUGUUCAGAGUAAGAAUUAUGGUGAACAGGUUUAUGAUGCUGGGCCGCAAGGAAGAUGGUUUUCAGGUUCUGCCGUCCCAGAAGAAAAUUCUUAUGAGCAGGGUAAACCAGUUCUGCGUCAACCUCCAGUUAGUCAGUCAAUUACUGGCCUUUUCAAACCUGCAUGCCCGGAGGAGGUCCAGGUUGCUCCUCUUCUUGCACGGUCCAAUUUGCUGAUUACUAGGGACAUUGAGUGGGCCAAUCUUGUACUUGGUUUUGAGCAGGAGAACCGUUAUGCAGUAGUAGAUGUAUGCUAUCCUCAAUCACCAGUUGGUUUUAUUCGUGAGCAGAGUAAUGUCAUUGCUAGACAGUUGCUUCGGCUGAGACGUCCUUUUGUUGCUUACAUAACUGAUGGAAUGGGUAAUGAACUUUUCAGGGUCCGUAGGCCUUUCUGGUGGAUAACCAGUUCAAUUUAUGCUGAAGUUAAUGGUAAGGAAAUUGGUGUGGUUCACAGACGAUGGCACCUUUGGAGGAGGGUGUAUGAUUUGUACCUAGGGAACAAGCAGUUUGCAGUGGUUGAAAAUCCAGGCUUCUGGAAUUGGACAUUUACUUUGAAGGAUAUAAAUGGGGAAGUACUGGCUGAGAUAGAUCGCGAUUGGAGAGGUUUUGGUUUUGAGAUCUUUACGGAUGCUGGUCAAUAUGUGAUCCGAUUUGGGACUGCUGAUUCCAGGUCCAAGACUGGCCCUGCUAAGGCGAUUCAAGAGUUGAACGUUACUCGACCUUUAACCCUGUUGGAGAGAGCUGUAACUGUUGCUUUAGCUAUCUCUCUGGAUAAUGAUUAUUUUUCGAGGCAUGGUGGCUGGGGACUUCCAUUUAUCGCUGUAGGUGAGUAACUCUCUCCCAGUUGUGUUCUUGGAGAACUAUCUUUCAACUUGGAGAUUCAAUUCCAUCUUUGCGGAAGGUAUUUUAAGAGAAGAUCUCCAUCUAUUUCUUUGGUUUCUUAUAUUGUUACCGAUACAGUUGUUGAUAGAGAAGAUCUUCAUUCGCCCUUACAUUUGUAUUAUUUCUAGGUUCAGUUCAUAAGCAAAGUUUUAUUUUAUGAUAUGUUUAUAUUGGAAAUUGGUUGUGCAAGAUUUGAUACCCAAAUCUUAUCAAGAUCAUGAGUUUCGAACAAUUACAAACUGUUCAUAAUGUAUAAGUAACCCUAGUUAUGUUUCUAGGAAUGAUACUGGAGCAAACCAUAGAUUUGGGUACUGUGUAUCGUUUGUGAAAGAGUUGAGUAUUAAAUUUUAUGAAUACAUGGGAAUAGAUUUUUGAAGUA